UACAAUCAUCGAGGAAGACCGUAUGACCUGCGCAUGCGUAAUCGGUGGUCUCGCGCUCAAAUCAAGAUGGCGGAUCUACUAGGUUCAAUAUUAAAUUCGAUGGAAAAACCUCCAACUGUCGGCGACCAGGAAAGCCGGCGAAAGGCUCGAGAGCAAGCAGCGAGGCUCAAGAAGAUGGAAGAAGAUGAGAAAAAGAAGAAAGCGGAGUUCAGAAAAAAGAUGGAAAAAGAAGUGUCAGAGUUCAUUCAAGACAGUGCGCAACAGAAGCGAAAAUAUAAUCCCAUGGGCAAGAUUGAGAGAAGUAUAUUGCACGAUGUCGCUGAAGUGGCUGGUUUGACUUCUUUUUCUUUCGGGGAGGAUGAAGAGAGCCGUUACGUCAUGUUGUUCAAGAAGGAGUUUGCGCCAUCAGAUGAGGAACUGGAGGCUUAUCGUAAAGGAGAGGAGUGGGAUCCUCAGUUGGCGGAGCAGCGGCGCAGGCUAAAAGAGCAAGCAGCUCUGGAAGAAGCGGCAUCCCAGCAGAGCAGCAAGUUGGAAGUGUGUCCGAAUUCCAAUUACAGAGACAAGUACAGCCACCUGAUAGGCACAUCUGCAGCCAAAGAUGCGGCGCACACUCUUGAAGCUAACCAGGCGUAUGGAUGUGUGCCGGUGGCCAAUAAGAGGGACACUCGCUCCAUAGAGGAAGCCAUGAAUGCAAUUCGUGCAAAGAAGCGGCAGAAGUUAGAAGACGAUACUGGCGCGCACGGCAGCGCUUCUUGAGUUGCAGUCUUUGCGGACCUCGCAUGCGGAUGUGCAAAGUGGUCCCGACUAGAAAUGCAAUAUUCUGUACUUCAGAGACUUUACAUAUGGCAGGUGAACACUCUACUGAGAUCCUGAUUGUACAGCAGAUACUCAGGAUUUCUGAGUUCUUAACGUUGUGUCAGAUAAUAACUUCUCGGGCAUCAGUCAGCCGUUACCAGUAUAAGGAAUACGCUUGCGUUAAAAUAGGACGCUACAAGUGUUAUCUAAAAUCAUUGAUAGGGUAUUUUAAUGCACAUUCAUAGUAUUUGUAUUGAUGGUGUAUCAAGUUAUACUGGCAUUUUUUUUAAAAGGACAUACUUAUGUAUAUCCCCCCACCCCAUUAUUUUUUAAACUAAGAAAGCACCUUCAAAGACUUUAAACAAACUCAUAUCUCUUUCUUAGAAUACAAAAGUAUACAUCUGAAGCUUUAUGGAUUUUUUCCCCCCUUGUCUGAACAACUGCAACGUCUUGUCAAUGCAUACACUUGAGAUGGAGAUGAUUUUAUGUCCUUUUUUUGUUAGUGGGGGGGUUCUUUUUAGACAUCUCUGAGUGUAUUUAAAAAUGUUUAUUAAAUGAUGAGAACAGUAAAAAUAACAACAAAAAAAUAUUUGUGUAUU
Corythoichthys intestinalis (scribbled pipefish) is the source of this 1394-nucleotide messenger RNA. RefSeq names its product sperm associated antigen 7 (gene spag7). Bases 34 to 756 code for a protein of 240 amino acids. Lineage: Eukaryota; Metazoa; Chordata; Actinopteri; Syngnathiformes; Syngnathidae. Gene Ontology annotation, molecular function: nucleic acid binding. The record is from RefSeq and is a predicted model, not a curated record. The transcript is spliced from 7 exons.